This is a messenger RNA of Closterium sp. Naga37s-1, 9033 nucleotides long. Lineage: Eukaryota; Viridiplantae; Streptophyta; Zygnematophyceae; Desmidiales; Closteriaceae. The record is from the annotation of a GenBank genome assembly.
AUGAGCCGCCAUUAUACCGCCACCCGCACCUCGAGCGGGGGAGCCGUGCGCGAGCGCGCUUCUCCGCCACUGCGCCCUUCCGCCUCCCCCCCUUCCGCGCACGCGCUAGACUUCAAGCUCCCGCCCGCAGCAGGGGAGAAUGGCGCAGUGUGGGACGGCGGAAGCAGUGGCGGAGAGGCAAGAAGCGCGCCGAGCAGGAGAGGGGUUCUGUCAGGCCUGGGCGAGCCCCCCCCUCCGCCCGUAGGCUCGUUCCCCUCCCCCUCCCGCGCCUCCCCCUCCUCCGCCCGCCAUCCCCGCUCCACUAACCUGCACCCCCCCAAAGGCGCCAGCUCCGCCAGUCAGCGCAUGCCCCGUUCCGCCUCCUCCGCCCCUUCCCCCACCCGCCCCGCUUCCGCCGCGGGGGACGGCGGAAGCGGAAGGGUGCGGUCCCCUAGAUCUUCCUUGGGAGAAGAGGAGGAGUUAGCGGUUCUUAUGGCUGCCGACUCUCCCUCCGCCGCUUCUGACGCGUCUCUCCCGUUGUCUGCUGCGCGGACGCAUAGUGCGGGAGUAAUGGCGGCAGCGGGGAGAGCGCCCGGGGCUUAUUUGCGUAGUAGCUCGUUCGCGCUGAUUGCGGGAGGCGCCGAGAGAGUCGCGGCGGAGAGAAUAGCGGAGAGAAGAGCAGCAGCAGCAGCAGCAGCAGCAGCCGCAGCAGCCGCCGCAGAAUCAAGCUAUGGUGGUGAUGGUGUUGCUGGUAAGGGUGGUGGGACAGGGGGUAUACAUGCUACGUUUUCGCGCUGUAGAAGCAGAGGGGGAGGGAGUAGUGCGGGGGGAGGGGACGCAUAUAAUGAAGAGAGCGAAGGGGGGAGGGAUGGUGGUGGGGAGGAGAGGAGGGUGCAUAGGACGCUUACAAGAUAUGAGGGGCAUGAGAGGAAUUUGGCGUCAUGUGGGCGAACGUUCACCAAGUAUGGAGGGGGGAAAGAGGAGAGAGAGGGGAUGGGUGCAGCGGAUGGGGUAGAUAGAAGGGCAAGAAGGACUCUUACGACGUAUGGGGGAGGUUUGGUGAAGAGUGGGAGUGAGAAGGAGACGGCGCGGAGUGGGAGUGAGAAGGAGAGAGCGAGGAGUGGGAGUGAGAAAGAGAGAAGUAAGGAUGGAGGUAGUGGGAAAGAGAGGAAGGGUGGGAGGGAGGGAAGGAGUGAGAUGGAGGGAGGGAGUGGGAAGGAGCGAGGGAGCGGGAACGGGAAGGAAAGGAGUGGCUCUUUAGGGAGGCGCAGCAGCGGGAAGGAUGAGAGAUUGGUGUCAGAAGGAUCGGAGAUUGGAGAGACGAGUGUUGGGAAGGAUGGAAUCUCUCAAAGAUUGUCUUUAGGGAGUCGCAGCAGUGGGAAAGAUGGGAUAGUGGUGGCAGAAGCAGCGGAGAUUGGAGAGGGAGAGAGGGGGAGGACGAAGGAGAGGGAGAAGGACAGGCAGAAGGAGAGAGAGGGUGGGAGGGAGAGCAAGGAGCGGGAGCGGGAGAGGAGAAAAGAGAAAGAAGGGAGAGGUGAGCGGUCAGGAGAAAAGAGAGUGAGCCGGCAAUCAAGCACAACUAGUGGGGCUGAGGUUAGCGAUGGGGUGAUGAGAGAUAAGGAGAAGAGUGGAGAGAGGGAGAAGCGGGAGAGGGACAAGGAGCGGGAAAAGGAUAGGGAGAGGGAGAAACGGAAAGAGAAGGACAGGGAGAGACGAAAAGAGAGGGAGAAGGAGAAGGAGAAGGAUAGGGAACGGGAUAAAGAACUACCAAGAGAGGGAUCGAGGGGAUCCAGAGAAGGGAAGAGGGAGGGGAAAGGGGUGGGGGAAGGGGAAGGGUCGAAGCGUAGAAGUAUGGAGAAACACAAGAGCGCGGAUCCAGAGAGAGAGGAGAGGAAGCGAGAGAGGAAUGGGCUGGGUCGAGUUGAUGAGGGGUGUGAAGCAGGGCUAGACCACACGUGGCCUAGGAAAGGGAGGAGUGGGGAAGGAGAGAGAGUGGUUGACGAGGGUGGUAAAGUGGCGGAUGGGGGGAUAUGGGGCUUGAGUAUUGCAGAAGAAAUGGCGGCAGCUGUGAAGCUGGUUGCUCGGGGAGAAGGGGAGGGGUUGGAGGGGGUGGAAGGGAGGGAGGGAGAGGAAAGGGGGAGUGAAGAGGGAGGUAGGGAGGAGAGAGAGGGACAUAAGAGGAGAGAGAGGAGUAAGGAGAAGGAUAGAGAUAAGGAGGAGAAGGAAAAGGAGGAGGAGAAAGAGAAGGAGAAAGAGAAGGAAGGUAGAGACAAGGACCGGCACAGGCACAAGCACAGGCACAGGGAAAAGGGUAAGGAUGGAGAGAGAGAAGAGGAGAAGGGCAAAGGGAAGGAUAGUGUGAAGGAUGGAGAGGAGGAGCAUAGGAAGAGGCAUGGGGACCGAGAAAGAGAGAGUGGGAAAGACAGGGAGAAGGAGAAGGAGAGGGAGAGGGAGAGGGAGAAGGAGAAGGAGAGUGAGAGGGAUGGGGAGGGGGGGAAGGAUGAGAAGCAACGGAGUAAGGAGAAGGAGAGAGAGCGAAGGAAGGAAGGUGAGAGGAGCAGGCACAGGGACAAGGAGAAGGGAAGGGAGAGGGAGGAGAGGCACCAGAGUCACAAGGACAGAGAGAGGGGGAGUGGGAGAGGGAGUCAGAGGGGGAGUGGAAGAGGAGAAGAGGGUAGGAGGGGGGAGGAGGGUUCGGCAGGUGGAGGAUCAGGUGAGAUUUCAGGUGAAUUUUCAGGUGUGCAGAUUGAGAGAGAGGAAAGCAUUGCGAACAGUGCUGCUGGGCCGGCAACGCCUGGUAAGGAUAAGCAGGAGCGAGAGGAAAGGAAGGAGAAAGAGGGGUCUAGGCAUGCAGAUGGGCAAAGAGAGAGGGAUAAGGAGCGGGAGAAAGGAGACAGGUCGAGCCGGCAUAGGCAUAGAGAUAAGGACAACGACAAGGAUAGGGAUAGGGAUAGGGAUAAGGAUAGGGAUAAGGAGAAGGAUAGGAAACGAGAGAAGGAUGGAGACAGAGAGAAGGAAAGGGGGCGGGAGGAGAGGGAAAAGGAGAAGGGUCGGAGCAGUGGGAAAGAGAGGAUAAGGGAUACGAGUGAGGAUGUUGGGGAUGGUGGUGAUGGGGACAGAAGCAGGGAAGAGAAGGAUGUAGAUAAGCAGGUGAAGGAGCAAGAGAGAGGAAGCGAAAGAGACAAGGAGAGGGAGAGGAGGAAGGAGAGAACGAGGGAGAAGGAGAAGGAGAAGGAGGAGGAGGAGGAGGAGAAGGAGAAGGAGAAGGAAGGGAGGGGUGUUCUGGAGAGAGAUCAGAGCAAUAGUAGCUCCAGAGGCAGACACAGGGACAAAGGCAAAGAGAACGAGAAGAGCAAGGAGCGGGAGAAAGACAAGGAGAGGAAGAAGGAGAAGGAAAGGGAGAGGGGUGGAGAGAAGGAGAAGGAGAAGGAGAAAAGCAAGGAAAAGGGGUCGAAGUGGCAGCCACAUCAUCACGACCAGUUUCACCUGCGUCAGCAGCUGCAGCAGCAGCAGCAGCAGCAGCAGCAGCAGCAGGAGGAGGAGGAGGAGGAGGAGGAGGAGGAGGAGGAGGAGGAGGAGGAGGAGGAGGAGGAGGAGGAGGAGGAGGAGGAGGAGGAGGAGGAGGAGGAGGAGGAGGAGGAGGAGGAGGAGGAGGAGGAGGAACAGGAGGAGAGGAGGCGAGAGCGAAGCCGCUCUUGGAUAGACGAGCUCCUGCCUGAUUCCGUUACUUUUGAGGAAACUGGCUUGGCCGGGCCGGAUGGGUUAGGUUCGGAAGGCGGCGUGGGACAGGGAGGGGUAGGGGCAGGUGGGGUGGACCCGUGUGGCUUGGACUUGCUUGCUUCGGCUGCUGCUGCAGGGUCGGAGUUUGCGUUUCUGGUGGAGGGAAGCGGUGCGGGUGGUGGGUGUGUAGGGAGCGGUGCUGGGAGCGAUGGGGGUGGUGUGAGAGAGGGUGGCGAUGGGGAAGCAGGGGCAAAUGCAGCGGGAGGAUUAGGAGGAGCAGGGGCAGCAGCGGAAUCGAAAAAGGAGGUGCUGGAUGUGAGGCAGCUUUCAAGGAAAAUAUCUGGGGGGCUUGGAGGGCUGCUGGCAAGAGGGGCAUCUGGGGAAGCGAGUGGCAGGAGCAGGCACGUGCGGCAAGGCAGCAACGGGCUGCUCUCACCACCCUCGUUUGCUCUUUCUGAUGCCACCGCUGGCUCUUCUGCUGCCUCCGCUGCUGCUGCCUCUCCUGCUUUGUCUGCUGCAUCUGCUGCGUCCCUGCCUCCCUCGCACCCUGGUUUGAUUUCCUCCGCGCAGUUGCUCCCUCCUCCCCUGCCGCGUCCGUCCUCCUCAGCUAGUCACCGUCGCCUGGGGUCGAUAGGAGAGAGGGACGGAGAGGGAGAGGACGGAGGUGAGGGAAGGGAUGAAGAGAGCAGGGAGGGAGGGCUGGGAAGGGCACGAGAGGGGUAUGCGCCUGAAUCGGGGUAUGCUCCCGAGGUGUCCCCUUGGGCUGGUGAGUAUGGGAGGAGGAGUCAACGGGAGCAGAGUGGCGGGGAGAUUUGUGGCGGGAGGUAUGGAGGCCGAGAGAGGUUUGCGAGUGAGAGAUUUGCAGAGGGAUUUGCAGAGGAGGGAUUUGCAGAGGAGAGUGGAGAGCGAGGGUAUGUGAGGGGGAGGGGGUAUAAGGAAGCGGGUGGGUUGAGACGAGGGGAUGGGGAGAGAUUCAGGGAGAGAGGGGGAAGGGGGGCAUGGGAAGGACGUGGGAAUGGGUGGGAUGGGAGUGCAGAUGAGUGGGCUGAUGAGAGAGAGAUUAGGGGAGAUGGAGCGAGAGGAGGCUUGAGGGGGGGUCGGUUGGACGAGCACGGGAGGAGGAAUAUGGGUGUGAGGGGGUUCGGGGGGAGGGGGCGGAUAGGGGGGAGCGAGAGAUGGGAGGGCGAGGGAGAGAGGAGAGUGGGAAUGGGAAUGGGGAAGAGGGGAGGAGGGAGGGGGGAUGGAGGGAAGGGGGCGUGGGGUGGUGAUGAUGAGUCGGGAUUUGAACUGGAGAGACGUGAUGGGCUUAGAGGUUUGUCCUUGAAUCGAUAUGCAGUAGCAGAGGCCGAAUGGGCGCAUGAGGUAAGUGGGGAUGAGGGAGAGGAGGGAGAGGAGGAGGAAGAGGAGGAGGGGGAGGUGAUGGAGGAGGGGGAGGAGUAUGUUGGUGUGGAUGGGUACGGGGUAGGAGAGGGGGAGGUGAUGGGGAGAUAUGGGACAGAGAGCCAGGUUUUCACUGUUUGUCGUGGUGAUGAGGCUGAUGAUGAGGGUGAUGUGAGUGGGGAGAUCAGUGGUGAUGUUAGUGGUGAGUUGGGGGUGUUAGAGGAGGGAGAGGAUGGAGUAGCGGAGGGAAGAGGGGGAUCGGUGAGGUUCCGGGAAGGAGAGGAGGAAUUUGGAACAGAGGAGUUUGGAGAGGCGAGUGAGUUUGGGUCUUCACUGGAUGAAGAAUUAGAAGAGGAGAUUGAAGAGGAGUUGGAGGAAUUGAGGAGGCGGAGGGAUGAAGCCCAGAGGAUACUGGAAGAGGGGGAAGAGGGUGGAGUGAUUGGGCGAGGGGCGGAGGUGGAGAGGGAGGAGAGAGGGGCGGGUGUGAAGGGAGGGGUAGGGGAGGAGUGCAGAGGGGAAGGUGGGGAGGGUGAGGAGGAGGAGGAAGGGGAAGAGGAGGACGAGGAGGAGGAGGAGGAGGAGGAAGAGAGCGAUUCUCUUCCCGAUGAAAUGAUGUUUGUUCGUUCCCUCUCCACACUCCGCCGCCCGGAGAUCGGGCAGACGUGCAGCUCUGUACGAGCCAGCAGCCCUGGUGCUUCUUCUGCUGCUAGUUUCGCGGACCUUUCCCCGACUGCGGCUGCCGUGGCUGCAGCAGCAGCAGCAGCGCAGGCAGCAGCAGCAGCAGGGUCACCGGGGAGUGGCAUGGUUGUAGGAGGAGCAAGGGGAGGAGGAAGAGGGGCAGGUAGUGGAAGAGGGUUUGCAUCCCCUUCAGCAGCAGCAGCAUCUCUCCCGUCUCCCAAGUAUCCCGGAUCGAGUUCGUUUUGGGGGGGACAACAGCAGCAACAGCACCAGCAGCAGCAGCAGAGGCCUGCUACCUCUGCUGGGUUUCGCAUGCUUCCUCCCGCUCCCAUUGCCACCCCACAGCACAGCCCAGACCAGUUCCGUAUGCACAACCCUCCCGCUGGUUCUAACGCUCCAGGUACUGCUGCUGGUGGUGUUGGUGCGGGUGCUGGUGCUUACUCUGCUCCUACCUCCCCUACUGGACGCAACAGCAACGCCGCUGCCGGUCCCCCUCCUUCUCCUCACCCUCCUCCUGCCGCCCGCCAUGCUCCCCCGCCCACUGUUCCAGGGCCUUUGGCGAUCCGUGGUGCUGCUGUUGCGAUGAAAGCUGCUGCUGCUGCAGCGGCGGCAGCGGCAGCAGCGGGAGGGGCAGGGGCAGGUGCGGGGGGACAAGGAGGAGGGGUUGGAAAAGGAGGGAAGAAGGGGAAGAAGGAGCAGAAGAAGAAGACGAAGAAGGAGAGGAGGGGAAAGGGAGAGAUGGGUGGGAAGGAUGGAGGGAGGGGAGGGUCUGGUGGUACAAUGGUUGGCAUUUUUCACUUGAGUGCUGAUGCUGGUGCUGCUGGUGAUGCUGCUGCUGCUGGUGGUGAUGAUGAUGCACGCGGGGAUUCUAACGCUGAGCGCACAAGCAACCACAUCAACAACGGUGGCAACGAGGAAGACGAGGAGGAGGACUCGACUGAAGAGACAGACAGUGAGGAUGAGGAGAAUGAAGAGGAGGAAGAGGAUGAGGGAGAGGGGGAUGAGGACAAUGAGGAGGGCAGCAGCUGCGACGCCCUUCCGCCCAUCUGGUCGCCCCCUCCGCUCUCCACUCUCGCCGAAACCACUCUCGCGGAGGGCAUCGCACGCGCCAAGCACAGCAACCUAGCGGAGCGCUGCCAAGAAAUCGACCGCCUAUACUACUCCUUUGACCUCGGGCCAGGCCUCCUCGCCUCAAAUAUCUCUGCAGAAGCUCGGGAGUUGAGGCAUCUGCACCCGGAGGAUAUACUCGCUUUGGCGGCGCAUUUAACACGGAUGAGCUUGCACGAGCCGGCGUUUCAUCUGGGGUUGCGGGCGGUGUCGUCUGGGAGGCUUACCGUGGUGCAGUUUAAGCAGGUGCUAAGGAUGGUGUUUGCGAGCGGGGGAACGGAGACGUUCAGCGCUCGAUUCGCCCGCCUAGCCACGACGGUGAAAGCCGCGGCUCUCGCUCCGCCCGCUGCGGCUGCCGCGGCGACGGUUACCGCGGUAACCGCUGCAGUUGCGACAGCAGCAGGGGUGGACGUGGCGUUGCUACCGCAGCCGCCAUCCCCCCCACCUGCUUCUGUCUACAUCGGCAUGUUUGCAGAUGCGUUGCUGAGAGGGAAGGCGGCAAGGCGGCACCACCCGUGGGCGUAUGAGGUCACUCUGAACUUCCUCCGGAUGAAUCUGAGAGCUGCUGCUGUGGGCGUGCGUGCGGGGCCGGGAGGUGCGGGAGGAGCAGGAGGAGCCGGAGCAGGAGGAGCCGGAGCAGGAGGAGGAGGAGGAGCAGGAGGGGGGGAUGGAGGGGGAGGGAGAGCCGCUCUUGAGACGUUGGAACAGGAGCUGUUAGCCCAAGUGACGCUGAACAGAUGGCUGGGACGUGGGCUGUCAAACGCACUAUCCGGAGCGAUGGUGCCUAUAGAGCAAGGGGAGGAGAGGGCGAUAGAGGUGAUUGAGGAGAUGGUUGCACCCCAGGCGGCGCUAGGGUGGGGUGUGUGGCUGCGAGUGGGGCGGCUGGUGGAAGGGGAGAGGAAGCGGCUGCCUGUGCUUCUGGAGUCAAUGCAAGUCAAAUCGGUCAUGCACACGUAUAAGAGCAUAGACGAGAACGGGGAGUCCUCAGACGCACUCUCCCUGGCGGUGUUUGACUGGGGCGCCAGGGGUCUGUGCAAGCACCUGCCAGCAGACGACCCGGCAGCGGCGCUGCUGGAAGUCAUCUACCCCCUCGACGAGGAGCGCGUGUCGCUCGUGCUCUCGCUGUCGGCUCGCAUUGCUGCCACGCACGCGCACGGGGGGAAGUGGCCGGGAGUGGACGCGCCUGUGCUGGUGGCGCAGCUGCUCACUCUCGCAGAGCAAUGGUGGAAGGGGAAGUGGCCGGGAGUGGACGCGCCUGUGCUGGUGGCGCAGCUGCUGACGCUGGCCGAGCAAUGUGAGUUGGUUGGCUGGUGGGAAGAGUGUCGCUCGUGCUCUUGUCUCUGCGCGCAUCGCUGCCACGCACGCACGCAGAUGGUGGUAUGCGCGCGCAUGGACAGCCCGCAGUUGUCCCGUGCCGUGAACUCGACUCAAAAGUCAGUCCCGUGCCGUGAACGUGGCGUCACCUUUUCCCCUCCCCACCGCCCCCACUCCCCCCCUUCCUUCGCCCCCUCUUCCUCACCACUGCUCCCUCCCCCUCCCGCCGUUUCCCGUCCACCAGGGCGCAAGGACAGCCGGCAGAUGUCGCGUGCUGUGAACGUGCUGCUUUCCCCCCCUCACCACUCCCCCUCCUGCUCUGCCCUAACCCUGUCUCCCCAUCCACCAGGGCGCAUGGACAGCCGGCAGAUGUCGCGUGCUGUGAACGUGGCGUCUCUGCUGUGGGGGUGGGCGCUGCCCAAGCGACAGCAGCUGCUGCAGCAGUGCGGGGUGAGUGAGACGCGUUGGGAGGGUGAGUGGCGAUUUGAGGGAGUGGGGUGGGGGCGGUUUGUGGGGGGUGUGGCGAUUACGGGGAGUGGGGGUAAUACGGGGGUGUCUCUGCUGUGGGUCUGGGCGCUGCCUAAGAGGCAGCAGCUUCUGCAGCAAUGCGGGUCUGCGGACGAGGCAAGGGAAGUCAUGGAGCGCAGUGCCUCGUCCAUCUGGCGCUCUGUUGCCGCCUCCAAUGCUGCUGCCACAGCGCAACGCAAAAGGUGGAUCAUGAAGGCAAUGAGAUUCAUCCAUCAGUCAGCAGCACACCCGUCAACACACUGCCCCGUAUCAGGCACAGAUGACUCGUACCUUCCACCGAACCUCCCUGCCGAACCUCUCCACCAAGCCGUCUUCCUCCACACCUGA